Messenger RNA from Salvia splendens (bonfire salvia), 609 nucleotides. Its product is annotated as cannabidiolic acid synthase-like. Lineage: Eukaryota; Viridiplantae; Streptophyta; Magnoliopsida; Lamiales; Lamiaceae. Gene Ontology annotation, molecular function: flavin adenine dinucleotide binding; oxidoreductase activity. The coding region runs from base 1 to 609 and encodes 202 amino acids. The transcript has a single exon. The record is from RefSeq and is a predicted model, not a curated record.
AUGAGCUGGAUCGAAUCCACCUUAUUUAGCAACCAAAUGCCAAUAACUCCACUUGAUACAUUGCUUAACCGGACUCAGGCCGGUCUGCGGCAACUCAAAGCCAAGUCGGAUUAUGUACGGACACCCAUUCCUCUGAACGCGAUUGAAGGCAUGGUGACUAUGUUGCGUGAACCAGAAGCAGACGAGACGAUAUACUACAUGGUGCCGUAUGGUGGAAGAAUGGAUGAAAUAUCAGAAUCGGAAACUCCAUUUCCUCACAGAGCAGGUGCACUCUACAAACUUGCCGGCUUGACUUACUGGCAAAACUCUGAGGCUGCGGACGCGGACAGAUACAUAAGCUGGAGCCACAGGUAUUAUCAAUACAUGACUCCUUAUGUGUCGAGCUCGCCCAGGGAAGCGUACUACAACUACAGAGAUCUCGAUAAUGGAGUGAAUAAACCUAAUGGGAAGACAAGUUACGCACGCACAAGCAUUUGGGGGAAGCCAUAUUACAAGGAUAAUUUUGAUCGUCUUGUUCGGGUGAAAACAGUUGUUGAUCCGACCAAUUUGUUCAAGAACGAACAGAGCAUUCCGCCGUUGCAAGCCAAGUGGACUAAGAAAGGGAAUUGA